GGCGGGAGCGCGGCCGGCUGUGGGCACGGCGCUGGGACCCGCCCGCACCGCCGGGAGCAGCGCUCCCGCUUUCCACUAUUUCGCUUUAUUUCGUCCCUCACGCACGAUUCCCUGGAAAUUUGUUAUCAUUGCUUUCCCCCCACACACACCCUUUUCUUCACUUUUUUUGCUUUCUUCGUGCUGCGGCCAGCACCGGGAAGGAGCUACCCCUGCCCGCCGUCCGCCCCGCCGCGGCCCCGGCUCCUCUCGCCGCCGCUCCCGGACCUGUCGCCCAGACCGGCUCCGCUACCUGCCCGGCCGCGGGAGGAGCCACUUCCCUCUCCCCAGAAGGAUGGAGGUCCUGCAGCUCCUGCGCCUGCUCCUUACCACCGCCAUGCUGGGCCUGUCCCAGACAGUGAACCCCUUCGUGGCCCAGCAGACCCCCCCAGACCCUUGCUAUGAUGAGAGCGGUGCUCCUCGACGCUGCAUCCCUGAAUUUGUCAACGCUGCCUUUGGGAAGGAGGUUCAAGCUUCCAGCACGUGCGGGAAGCCCCCAACACGGCACUGCAAUGCCUCGGACCCCCGCCGAGCCCAUCCACCCGCCUACCUGACUGACCUCAACACCGCCUCCAACAUGACCUGUUGGCGCUCGGAAACCCUCCACCACUCACCCCAGAACGUCACCCUCACCCUCUCCCUUGGCAAGAAGUUUGAGGUGGUCUACGUCAGCCUCCAGUUCUGCUCACCCCGGCCCGAGUCCACCGCCAUCCUCAAGUCCAUGGACUACGGCAAGACCUGGGUGCCCUACCAGUACUACUCCUCCCAGUGCCGUAAGAUCUACGGCAAGCCCAGCAAAGCCACAGUCACCAAGCAGAACGAGCAGGAGGCCCUGUGCACCGAUGGCCUCACUGACCUCUACCCGCUCACCGGGGGGCUCAUCGCCUUCAGCACCCUCGACGGGCGACCCUCGGCCCAGGACUUCGACAGCAGCCCCGUGCUCCAGGACUGGGUGACGGCCACCGACAUCCGCGUGAUCUUCAGCCGCCCGCAUCUGAUCCGUGACCUGGGCAGCCGGGACGCUGGCGAGGAGGAGGGGGCCACGGGCUCCACCCCCUACUACUAUGCGGUGGGGGAGCUGCAGGUCGGCGGGCGCUGCAAGUGCAAUGGGCACGCGGCACGCUGCAUUAAGGAUAAGGAGCAGAAACUGGUGUGCGACUGCAAGCACAACACAGAGGGACCCGAGUGCGACCGCUGCAAGCCCUUCCACUACGACCGGCCCUGGCAGCGGGCUAGUGCCCGUGAGGCCAAUGAGUGUCUGGCCUGCAACUGCAACCUGCACGCGCGGCGCUGCCGCUUCAACAUGGAGCUGUUCAAGCUGUCGGGGCGCAAGAGCGGCGGCGUGUGCCUCAACUGCCGGCAUAACACGGCGGGCAGGCACUGCCACUACUGCAAGGAGGGCUUCUACCGCGACCUCAGCAAGGCCAUCACCGACCGCAAAGCCUGCAAGGCAUGCGACUGCCACCCAGUCGGUGCGGCCGGCAAGACCUGCAACCAGACCACGGGGCAGUGCCCGUGCAAGGACGGCGUCACCGGCCUCACCUGCAACCGCUGUGCCAAGGGCUACCAGCAGAGCCGCUCGCCAGUGGCCCCCUGCAUCAAGAUUCCUGCCAUCAACCCCACCUCCCUAGUCACCAGCACAGAGGCACCUGCAGACUGUGACUCCUACUGCAAACCAGCCAAGGGCAACUACAAGAUUAACAUGAAGAAAUACUGCAAGAAGGACUAUGUGGUCCAGGUAAACAUCCUUGAGAUGGAGACAGUGGCCAACUGGGCAAAGUUCACCAUCAACAUCCUCUCUGUCUACAAGUGCCGUGAUGAGCGGGUCAAGCGCGGUGACAACUUUUUGUGGAUCCACCUGAAAGACCUGUCCUGCAAGUGCCCCAAGAUCCAGAUCAGCAAGAAGUACUUGGUCAUGGGGAUCAGCGAAAACUCCACUGACCGGCCCGGACUGAUGGCCGACAAGAACAGCCUGGUCAUCCAGUGGCGGGAUGCGUGGACACGCCGCCUUCGGAAACUGCAGCGGAGGGAGAAGAAGGGCAAGUGUGUGAAGCCCUGAGGGGUUUGCACCCACCCUGUCCCCCAUGCCCAGCCCCAGCCCAGCUGGGUGCUGCCAGACUGCGCCCACAGACUCUGUACAUAUACAUAGUGUGAAUGGA
Messenger RNA from Pyrgilauda ruficollis (rufous-necked snowfinch), 2195 nucleotides. RefSeq names its product netrin 3 (gene NTN3). The record is from RefSeq and is a predicted model, not a curated record. Gene Ontology annotation, molecular function: protein binding. The transcript has 7 exons. Bases 332 to 2095 code for a protein of 587 amino acids. NCBI's taxonomy places the organism in Eukaryota, Metazoa, Chordata, Aves, Passeriformes, Passeridae.